Molecule: messenger RNA, 1478 nt
Organism: Williopsis jadinii
Lineage: Eukaryota; Fungi; Ascomycota; Saccharomycetes; Phaffomycetales; Wickerhamomycetaceae
Gene: CWC24
Product: U2-type spliceosomal complex subunit CWC24
Exons: 1
Coding region: 432-1190 (252 amino acids)
Biological process (GO): snoRNA splicing
Cellular component (GO): U2-type spliceosomal complex
Molecular function (GO): metal ion binding
Source: RefSeq, a predicted model, not a curated record
GUGUGUUUUUGCGCGGGUUUUUGUGCCUUUCUGGUAUGCGCACCUGCUGGUUGCGCAAAUAUUUUUAGCGCGAUUUCCUGUUUGAGGUUCGUGGCGUGGGUUUACGCUGUGCUUGGUGGUGAUUUUUGCUUCAAUUAGUUCGUUUUGGAGUGAUGAAAGGUGGUGCUCUUGGUCUCUGUUUGAUAUAUUCCGGAAAGACCAUGUUAUAGACAUCAAAGAAGUGCUCUGUUGGCGCAGAGUGGUAUAGUCUUGUCUCCUGGAUGAUCCAACGGUGUGUCCUGACUGGCGAAAAGCCGACCCAAUUCGGAAAUCAUAUUUGUUAAUUGCACGACACAGAGCAGAGAAGCAAAACACAAGCGAUGAACAAAAGGAACUCAGCGUAUACAAACAACAACGCAAACCUCAUCGUAUUCCAUCAGGAUAGCUAAUAAAUGUUCAAGAAGAGGGGUCUCAAGGGCAACACCCGCUCUAAAGCUGUAAAACAUGACUCUGACUCAAGCGAAGAGGAAAAUGACCUUGUAGUGAGGAAGAAGACUAAAGUUGAAGAUAGCCAUGAUGAUGAUCAGCUGAAGGUCUCCAAAGCCUCUGAUACACAGGCCCCAACGCUUACGAGGAACGAAAUGGCUACAAAAGUUGACUUACUCAACCAGGAAAUCAUAGACAGAGAGAGGUCUGAAAAAGAGCAACCCCGUCAAGAGCAGGAUCACGCUGCGGACGAUGGCACAUACAAAGGGCAAAACGCCUACGCUAGCUUCCUUCCAGCUAAAUCCAGCAAGAUGGACAAGAUCGGUCCAAAGAAGGCUUCUUCAAAUAUAAGGUCUACAACGGUUUUCGAUUUCGCUAGAGAUGAGUGUAAAGAUUUCAAGGAAACAGGGUUCUGCGGUUAUGGAGAUAGCUGUAAAUUUGUCCAUGCCAGAGACGAUUUCAAGGCUGGGUGGAAAUUGAACAAGGAUUGGGAACUACUCACUCCGAAACAGGCAAAAAUAUUGGAUACUGUGCCGUUCAAGUGCCCAAUAUGUAAACAGUCAUACAAAUCACCCAUAAAGACCAAAUGUGGACACUAUUUCUGUGAAGCAUGUUUCUUAGCCCGUUGUAAAAAGACCACAAGCUGUUUAGUAUGUGGGGAAAACACAGAGAAAGUGGCAAUGCCAGCAAAGGACCUCAAGACUGUAAUAGACACUGCAAAUUGACGGUUUCAAUUAUUGCCUCUCACUUGUGAAUAUAACGUUAGAUCACUCUUAAUCAGCUCUGUAAUAUCCUUUGUAAUCGCAUUCAAUCUCUGGGGAUCAUGCUUGAAAUACCGUUUCAUUAUCGUUUCAUAACUCUCCAAAAAGGUGAGCUUGUUGAUAUACCUUUCCUCCCCGCUUGUUAUGGGUUCCCUUGGGGGCGUUAACCUAUCUACCCAAACGGCGUCAUAAGUGUUAUAACUGUUGUAAUACUGUUCAAGAAUUCUUGUCCAUGUCUUGAGGUCAGAGUCG